Messenger RNA from Macrosiphum euphorbiae (potato aphid), 615 nucleotides. Lineage: Eukaryota; Metazoa; Arthropoda; Insecta; Hemiptera; Aphididae. The record is from the annotation of a GenBank genome assembly.
AUGGGUGGUUAUAAGUACGUGCAAGAAGUGUACCGGAAGAAGCAGAGCGAUGUUUUACGUUAUUUGUUGCGUAUUCGCGUCUGGCAGUAUAGACAGAUGACUCGCGUACACCGUGCGCCACGUCCCACAAGACCUGAUAAAGCUAGACGGUUGGGAUACAAAGCUAAACAAGGAUUCUCCAUAUUUAGAGUGCGUAUCAGGCGUGGUGGCCGCAAGCGUCCAGUACCUAAAGGUGCUACUUAUGGUAAACCCAAAAGCCAUGGAGUAAAUGAAUUGAAACCUAAACGCUGUCUGCAAUCAAUUGCUGAGGAAAGAGUUGGACGUCGUUGUGGAGGUCUCCGUGUCCUAAACUCUUACUGGGUAGGACAAGACUCUACUUUCAAAUUCUACGAAGUUAUCACUGUUGAUACCGCACACCCAGCCAUCCGUAGAGAUGCCAAGAUCAAUUGGAUCUGUAAUGCUGUUCACAAGCACAGAGAAUUGCGUGGAAAGACAUCCGCUGGUCGCAAGUCCCGUGGUCUUGGAAAAGGUCACGGUUUCUCACAGACAAUCGGUGGAUCAAGGAAGGCAUGUUGGAAGCGCAAGAAUACCUUGCAGCUUCACAGAAAACGAUAA